AUGGCUCGUCGUAGCUCCGGUGGUAGAUCUGCUCGUCCAGCUCCACGUGCUGCACCACGCCCUGCCCCCGGUAUGCUCAACCGUGCUCCUCCUCCAGCUAACACUCAGAGUGGUGGUGGUGGUGGUAUUCUUAGUGGUAUUGGUUCAACCAUAGCUCAAGGUAUGGCUUUUGGCACUGGAAGUGCUGUGGCACACAGGGCUGUGGAUGCUGUUAUGGGUCCUCGUACAGUUCAACAUGAAGCUGUAGUUAAUGAGGCUGCUGCAGCUGCCCCUGCACCAACUGCCAAUUCUUUUGGUGGUGAUGCAUGCAACAUUCAUUCAAAGGCUUUCCAGGAUUGCCUGAACAAUUACGGAAGUGAUAUUAGCAAGUGCCAGUUUUACCUUGAUAUGCUAUCAGAAUGCAGAAAGAACUCUGGAUCCUCAAUGAGCAUGUAA
This is a messenger RNA of Vicia faba (fava bean), 435 nucleotides long. The record is from the annotation of a GenBank genome assembly. Lineage: Eukaryota; Viridiplantae; Streptophyta; Magnoliopsida; Fabales; Fabaceae.